Oldenlandia corymbosa var. corymbosa is the source of this 2138-nucleotide messenger RNA. Lineage: Eukaryota; Viridiplantae; Streptophyta; Magnoliopsida; Gentianales; Rubiaceae. The record is from the annotation of a GenBank genome assembly.
AAACAGAGCCUCAAGAAGUUGUGUGCAAAUUGCAAAUGCAAAUUGUCCAAAUGAUAACUCCAAAGUGACAUGUAAAACAGCAAGCAAGAGUCAAACAAGCCCAAAUCCAAUUCCAAUCUGACGUGACGUUAAUUUUAUCCAGUAUCGCAGCUAUAUGUACUUAGUUAAAAGUUUUCACCAAUCCCGAGUCGCCGUACCAAAAAUAACCACCGCGUCCCGGCUGAGCUGAGUUAGGGUUCCGCCGUUGCUGUAACCCCCCUUUCUUUAAUAAGGUUUGCUUGGCAUUAAUUUUCUCUCUCUUACUCAAUCACGCACUGAGAAUUUGUGAUUUAUUACUAUAUCAGCUCUAAUUUAUUAUCAAUUGAGAGCUUGCAAUUUCGCAGUAUAAAAUGGGGGAUCCAUACUGGAAUAGACAAGGUGGUGCCGUGCACCCGGGAGCUGGACAGGGCUUGCUUAAGCGUCCUCGCUCUGAUUACGGACGCGACAUGCACCAAUAUUUAUCACCAGAUGAUGAUCGUGUUGGACCUCGAAUCAUAAACGAUACCCAAACGCUUGAAUCAGCAUAUGACCGUUAUCUGCAGAGUUCGCAACUUUCUCAUAAUUCUGGAGAUGUUAGUAACUAUGGAGGAGGUUUAAGAGGAGUUGCUGGUUCCACUGCACUUCCUACGCGUGAUCGUAUUGGUGCUGGUCGAACUGGGAUGCUUGGUGCUGAACCAGCACCGAGCAGGAGGACAGAGUUUAGUAGUCAUCUCCCUGACGAAGUGGCCAGGCCUAGAGAUACUCUUCCUCUUCCUCCAGAUGCUUCCAGCACAUUGUAUAUUGAGGGACUACCUUCUGACAGCUCAAAAAGAGAAGUAGCUCAUAUAUUUCGCCCAUUUGUUGGGUAUAAAGAAGUAAGGCUUGUUCCCAAGGAAUCUAAACAUCGUGGAGGAGAUCCUCUUAUCCUCUGUUUCGUGGAUUUUGCAGACCCUGCUUGUGCUGCCACUGCUUUGAGUGCCUUACAGGGUACUUGUUCCUCCAAUAUAAAAUUCAAUUCUUCUUUAGCAGUUUGUGAAAUUGGCUAUCUUUGCAAUGCAAACACUUGCUCAUAAUUAAUUCAUGCGGUGGAACUUUCUUGCGCUUUUGGGUCUUCCAUGCAUUUCAUUUUGAAAAUUAGACCAAAUUCUGACAGGAAGGGGUAUUGUGCUGGUUUUUCUCUCUUUUGUACCUGAUGUAUCCUAUUAGUGUACCUGUUUCCCCUGUGAUAGCAACGAAUCUUUAUUUUUAUUUUUCUUUUUUUCCAAACCUAACCUUAUAAACUUCAUUCAAAGAAACAACCAAACAGUUUACACAGUUGAGGCCAACUCUAAAGUUGACUUCGCCAAACAAUGUGCAUUUUCUACCUUUGCUCUAUUUGUUUUAAUAAAACUACAACCUGGAAUUGCAUUCAGAAACCACAAGAUGUCUUCACCCAUAUUCUUGAUUUGUCGAGGGAAGGCUUCAUUAUGUGAUAAUGUUACUUCUGUUUUUUUUUUCUAAAAGGAAUGUGAGUUGUGUGAAAUUCUGAGUUGCUUCUUGAUAACUUGAGUUUCAUUAUGUAAUCUUCCGCUGUUGGUCUUGCUGUACAUUUAUUGACAACAUUGGGAUUUUACCAGGUUACAAGAUGGAUGAACAUGACCCAGACUCUUCCUACCUGCGGCUUCAAUUUUCAAGGUUUCCCGGUCCUAGAUCUGGCCUUCGCGGGAAGAGAUAAACAAUUUUAAGGCAGCUAGAUUUUACUUUUGAUGAUUUGGUCCUGGUGUUCUCUUUCUCGUCGAAUGUGGUUCUCUACGCAACCAUUUGUUGGGGAAAGUUAGUUGAUACACCUUUAUUCUCGUAAGCUAAUUUUGCCCACUUGAUCUGGUUUUUCUUCCUCUCCCUUGAGUGGGGAAUUUGGCUUGUACAAAUUAGAUGUAAAAUACCUUUUAUACUCAUUUAUUGAUUUUAUGUACCUCCUUUAAUAUUUUAUUUUAUACCUCAGUCUCUCGUCAGUAGAGUAUCUUUUAUCCCUUUAAAAUGUAUCACAAGACAUUUCUAGAAAAGAAAUUGUUAGAGGCCUACAAUAAUUUCAAUAUCAAGUUUCUAUUAGUACACCUGCUGGACAUUUUAAUAAAUAAAUG